Molecule: messenger RNA, 4154 nt
Organism: Amphibalanus amphitrite
Lineage: Eukaryota; Metazoa; Arthropoda; Thecostraca; Balanomorpha; Balanidae
Product: interleukin-1 receptor-associated kinase 1-like
Exons: 15
Coding region: 115-2814 (899 amino acids)
Biological process (GO): signal transduction; protein phosphorylation
Molecular function (GO): protein binding; ATP binding; protein kinase activity
Source: RefSeq, a predicted model, not a curated record
GCAUUGAAAAAAAUAAUGUUAUAACGCGCAGCAACAAUAUCAAUACUGACAGUCUUUCUUACUUUAAAAAGAACUUCAGAAGCCAGAGAACCAACUUAUUCUCUACAGAAUAAAAUGGCUUCAGGACAAGGAGGUAGUUGGAGGCUGUAUCAAAUCCCCAACCACAUCAUGGAGGAUAUUUAUAGGAAACUGGACAGCACAGAAAAAUGGAAAGAGCUGGCUGGACAGUACCUGCAGCGCUCUCAGGACGACAUUCGGUACCUGGAGUACCGCGAGCGACACGGCGUCUCUCCGGCCCGAGAGGUGCUUCAGGAAUGGACGCUCGAGGACCCCACUGUCGACGAGCUGUUCGUCAUACUCUCCAAGAUGCGCUUCUACCAGGCCAUGAAGCUGAUUCAGGACUAUGCGAGCCCGCGGCUGCACGUGCUACUGCAGGGCGAGGGCAGUCGGGGGAGCAUCCUGGCGCACAUGAUGAAACAGAAGAAACAGAAGGCCGAGGGCGGCUCGGGCGCCUGGCCGGCGGCGGGGGCCGUCGGUCCCGGGGCGGGGGCGGAGGCGGCGCUGUACCCCCAGCCGGGCUUUGGAGUCCUGCCGCCCGCCGCCUCCUCCGCAUCCGCCGCCUCUGCUGCCCAGCCAGCCGGGGCCACGGGCGGUGCGGGGAUGUCAUCCAACAUGAACCUAAACCACAACUUCACCAAGGAGAUGAUGACCACCAAGCUGCGCGCUGACGAGGUAGCCAUGCUGCUCGACUCCAAACUUGGCGUCGAUAGCAAGGUGAACAUGAGCAUGUCAACCAACACGAUGAACAACAUCUCACACCCGGGGAUGCCGCUGCCGGCGCUCCCUCCCGACCCGAACAGACACCGAGAAAUCAGCUCCACACCUACACCCGCGCCUGCGACCUCUCCGGCGCCGGGUGCUACCGCUGCACCCGCCUCCAGCGUCGCCGCUGCCGUCACGACACCGACACCCACACCGGCAUCUGCAGCGGCACCGUCAGUGACACCGUCAUCAGCAGUGCCUGCAGCGGCAGCUUCAGCGGUGGCAGUGCCGGCGGCUUCAGCUGCUCCUCCGGAGAAAAUCAGCAACAGCACAGGCAAUACGACGCAGGACGAGACAGAGGUCAAACGAAAAUACUCGCAAGACGUCUACAGCAGCUACCGGGACCGUCUGGGAAACAUCCCCGAGAUCCCUUACAAGGAGUUGGAGGCCGGCACGGAGGGCUGGAGCCAGCACCGCGUACUGGGCUCGGGCGGCUUCGGCACGGUGUACCGCGGCACCUGGAAAAACACCACUUGGGCCAUCAAACGCAUCACACAGGCUGCCACGGGUCGGACUGAGGCCGAGCAGAAGGAGCAGAUCAGACAAACCCUGGAGGAGCUGCGCAUCCUCAACUCGUGUCGACACGAUAAUAUUCUGCCGCUGUGUGGCUACAGCAUCUCGGGACCCGAGCCGCUGCUGCUCUACCAGUUCAUGGAUAACGGCAGUCUGCUCGACCGCAUCAUGUGCAGGCGCGGCUCGACUCCGCUCACGUGGCUGCAGCGUCAUAACGUGGCACGCGGCACGGCACGGGGUCUCCAGUUCCUGCACACACGUGGCACCACGCCGCUCAUACACGGCGAUAUCAAGAGCGCCAACAUUCUUCUGGACCACCACCUUGAGGCCAAGAUAGGCGACUUCGGUCUGGCUCGCGAGUUUCCUCAGGAGAAGCACACGAGUCUCACAGUGACCCGGGUUCACGGCACGCGGCCCUACCUACCCGACGAGUACCUCCGGUCGCGCAAACUCUCCGAGAAGGUGGACACAUUCAGUUUCGGCGUGGUUCUUUUCGAGCUUACCACCGGACUUCCUGCCUAUGACGACAAGCGGCCCAUAAAAAUGUUGAAAGCUCUGGUGGAGGAAGCCCCGGACAAGAACGCUCUGAUGGAUCGGAAGGGAGGCGUCGAGGACCAGGACAUCUUCCCCGCCCUGCUGCGGGUGGGAGAGCUGUGCGUCAGCCGCCGUGCCAAGGAUCGCCCGGAGAUGGUCCAGGUUCUCACCGAGCUGGAUAACAUCACACAGGCCAGGACGCUGGCGGCUCGCGCACAGAGAAUAUCCAUCGAGGAGGCCCCUUCGGUGGAGAUGUCUCCGCUAGAGCUGCAGGUUUUGAUGGACAAGCGGCACGGCCAGCUGGGCCAGUACGACAACCGGCAGCAGCUCUCCCCGCGGCCACACUAUCAGCCGCAGCGGACGGGCAGCUCCCAAUACACGGCCGGGCCGGGCCUGAGCGCGUUCAGUGCCACCACGGCGCCGCCGCCAUACAGUGAGGUGGUGGCCGGAGGCGCCGGCACGCGCUACCCGGCCCACCUGUCACCUCAGCCGGCCGGCGGCUGGCCGGUGCCUCACUCGCCGCAGCCGGCGGCGCACCGGCAGGCCGCUCACUCGCCGCAGUACCACCAACAGCCGCUGCCGGCGGCCUACUCGCCGCAGCCGGCCGGCCACUCGCCGCACUACCCGCGCCACUCGCCGCAGAUGGUGGCGCACUCGCCGCAGACGCCGCAGUUCCAGAUGGCGUACUCGCCGCAGCCGGCGCCGCCGUGGCCGGUGCCGGCGGCGUUGCCCGUCGGAGCGGCACUCCCCACCGUCCUCCCGCACAUGGACUCGCAGUAUCAGGACUCGGCGGCGGCGGCUCCGGUGUCCGCGGCGCUCGGACCGGCGCCUCUGCUGACCGCGCUCGGCGUGAAGUCCUCCUCCAGUGCGGCGGCGCAGGAGAGUGAUGUGUCGCAGACGCUCUCCACGGCUGGCUCGUACUCGGAGGUCUCCGAGACUCAGUGACAGUAUGACUGUGACAUUGUGACAGCGAUAGUGAACGGGUGACAGUGGCAGUGGCAGUCGAUCUGACAGAGAUCGGAUCACAGAGACAUUGGCUGCAACUCGACGCUACAUCACAAGAAGAGUUCGUUGGCUCGGCGAGUGUCCGCUGAAUCUGAAGCCGGGGCUGAGCUAACUGAACCACUUAGUGGCAAUCGUUCGAUGACCUGACUGUGACCGGGCUAUGAAUAUCCCGUGAUCGGCGCGCUGUUGUUCGAGUAAAGCCGUAUCAUAUCACACAGAUGUCAUCUUCAUAAGAAUCAGACACUGCGGGCGGCUGAGCAACCGAUCAAGCGAGAGAACUCCCGGUUGACGAUAGUUUGUUAACAUCACGAACGAUACCGGCAGCCCAGCCGUCUCAUUGUGUCUUCCCUAGAACGCUCGGCCGAAAAACUGCCAUAUGGGCCACAUGUUUAGUGUUGUGCAGCGAUGUUGGACGGCUAAGUGGCCCGUGGUACUGGCAUUUAUGUCCCGGUGAGCGUGUCGUUACGUCUAGUGUGGCCGUGUACUCCGAAGUGUGACUGGGCUAAAACCGGUGUCGAAUCAUUGGGCGUCGAAUCAUUAGGCGCUAAUGUUAGCGGGUCAAAGGCGUCGCGAUUUAUUGCGCUAUUCUUCCAGCGGAUGAGCUUCACACUACGAGUGGGGAAAAAAUAUCUAAGGGUCUUUCAGCGAAUACUGCUGCCGCAGUUAAAAGCCGGGGGCAAUGGUUAGUCGGCUAUGCUAGGGCAUAGUUAUUGUGCGUAGUUUUAGGCAGGGGCUUAGCCGGGGAUCGUAAAAGACAAUAUCGGUGGUUGUUAGGCUGCUGUUGAGUACGAUGGGGAUUGUGUUAUUUACGCUGAGAUGGGGCGCUGAUUCAUGAGCCUUUUGGCUCAUAUUGUGAGAAGAACCCGUUAUUUUAUGGGGUAUUGGGACAUACGCUAAACGUUUACACUAGCCUGCUACUGUACGUGCAUGGAUUGCUACUCAUGAUUUAGUAUACGACAUUGUAUUUGCUAUUGUGCAUAUUUUGCUAUCCGUUUCAUGCUCAGUGUCUGAACCGUCUUUGGCCGAGGUAGCUUCUUGGUCCAGAUGUAUCUGUGUUUAUUGUAAACUGCUAGGUAGCUGGCCAUUUUAGUUCACACGCUCUAACAGGACGCUUGCCGUACCACUCUCGCGAAGCCUUCUGCAUCCUCGCCAUUCCUCUUUUAACUCUGAGACUGACUCAGAUUUGUCUGUAAGCUCUCCUAUUCCAAAUGGUGUGAUAUGAUGUGAUGACCGAAGCGCAAAGGCUUACGCUUAAAUAAACAGUAUAUUUUCUGAAGCAA